AUGCUUGGCAACAAUUCUGGCUCAAAACAACAUCAUCGAGGCUAUCAAUCUGAUAAUAAUUAUGGUCGUUCUGAAAUUAACUUACUGAAAAGAGAAGUGGAAUUCCAGCAGAAACUUAUAGAUAACCUUGCGGAGAUUAUGGAUAACUUGGUUUGCCGUGUCAAAGAGCUGGAGAAUAAGUCUAGAAAUUCCUCGAACGGUUAUGCUGCAAAUAACUCUCCUGUGCCUAAGCUCUGGAAUAUGACCAAAAGUGAAUAUACACCUCGUAAAUUUGAAACUACCAAAAACGUUAUUAGUGUAUCUGUAGGAAAGAGUAGUAGAGGGUCACCUAUGAGGAAGUGGAUGUCAACCCUAGAUAUGGUACCACAUAAGACGAACUCUUCUACCAACAUUCUUCAUAUUAAUAAAACUUCCUUAGUUACAACGAUAAAAAAUCCAUCAGUUCCAAACCUUACCGCAUACGAAAUAAAUGAAGAUUUCAUACAACUUUCGGUUUCGAACCGAAAUGUUCGUAUUCCAAUUCCGGACGGUAUUCUGUUGAAUCCACUAGAAGAAGUUACACCACCUGAAAAGCUACCACAGUUACAUUGGUCUUUCGGAUUCAGAGCAAAAGGAAAAAAUGUAACAAUGAACGUUUUGCCUACAUCGGAAAUAGUUUACUCCACCGGAAACGUUAUAAUUCUGUACAAUGUUUAUGAGAAGAAACAGAGAUUUUUUGUGAGCCAUACUGAUCAGGUCCAAAGCAUAGCCCUUCAUCCCAACAGAUGUAUUAUGGUUAGCUCGCAAAGACUGCGGAAGUUAAGUGGUAAGAAAAGUAAUAUAAUAAUAGUUUGGGAUAGUAUAUCUCUAGAGACUAAGUACAAUAUCGAUGCCGAUAACUUAGAGCAAGUUUGCAGCAUGUCAUUCUCGCAAUCUGAUGGUGGAACAUACCUAUCAUUGAUCGAAUCUUCUAGUAAAGCUCACGUUCAUAUAUACAAUACAUCGAGUAAAUCUUUUGUGGCAAAAGCAAUUACAGCAUCUGGUGAUGUAUUGACUUCUGCUUGGCAUCCCACACGCAACCUUCUGGCAAUUCUUGGAACGAAGAAUCUUUCAAUAUGGGAAUUCAAUGGAUCUUCUUCAAUUGUACAGAAGCAAACAGCUGUAUUCGAGGGCGAUCAUUCGAACAAAGUGUCUUGCUUUUGCUUUACAGAUUUAGGGGUUCUUGCAACAGGAGAUUCAAGUGGUACCAUAACUCUUUGGAACGCAGAAACCUUGAAAACAAUCAAACAGGCUUUUUCCGUUCAUCAUGGGGGAGUUACUGCUAUGACACUUACCAAGAAAGGAUAUUUGCUUACAGUGGGCAAAGACAAAAAUGUUUGUGAAUGGGAUGUCAAUGAUUUAAUCCGUAGAAAAAGACCUAUUGAAGUACCAGAUGAGAACGGUUCACCUUUGUGUAUAACUAGUAUGAAAGACGAUUCAGUUCUUGUCGGAACAUCGCAGAAUAAUCUUUUUGAAGGUGGCUUCGAAAAAGGAUUAGCACCUGUUAUUCAAGGAGAUGCUCAAAGCAUUCAAUGUGGCGAGGUUUGGGAAGCUUCCCAGAGCUUCGUGACCGGAAGUAAGGAUGGAGGCUUGAGAAUUUAUAACUAUACCACUUUAACAGUUGAUUACUACAGAAAAUUCUCGGAUGGAAUUCAAUGUCUUUCAAUCUGCCAAAAUGCAAGCAUUAUAGCUUUGGGAUUCUCUGAUGGGACUAUUUCAAUGUUCAAUCUGAAUACCAAAGAACAGUUGAUGGAGCAGUCGGACAAUAACAACCCUGUGUGCUGUCUCAAAUUUUCUCCCAACGGUCACUUCUUAUUCGUUGCUAGAAAGAAUCUUCAAGCAUUCGUAUGUCGUUUGGCUAAAGAUUACAAGCUACAGCAGCACGUACGCUUUUCCUCAUUAUCCGCAGCAGUUACGAAUGUAGAUUGGGAUCAGAACUCAGAGUAUCUGAGAGCAAAUUCAAAUAUAGGACACUCCUACUAUUGGGCCAUUACUGGCGAGGCAAUCAGCUUUUCUAUUGUACGGUUACUAAAAUGGUCUACUAGUUCCUGUAAAAUAUCGUUCGCUUCUGGAUGCAUACAACAUGCCUUGAAAGGCUUCGAUAAUGUGACAGCUGAUGAGAACACAGUUUAUUGUGGAAAUAACAACGGAAGUGUUCGCUUGUAUAAAAACCCAUACAUCACACUAACGGCUGGUUAUCAUGAGCUAUCAGCUCAUUCCCAACCUGCCUCUGUGAUAAUGAUAAACGAUUCUCUUUUUGUAAGCUAUGGCGAGGAUGAAUCUUCACUACUUCUCUGGAAACUGAUCUGA
Messenger RNA from Auanema sp. JU1783, 2328 nucleotides. NCBI's taxonomy places the organism in Eukaryota, Metazoa, Nematoda, Chromadorea, Rhabditida, Rhabditidae. The record is from the annotation of a GenBank genome assembly.